UAUUGGGUAAACCCACUAUGAACAUAGCGAAACGGUGGAAGUGUACUACCAAUUAAUACGCGGUUAUUUACCGUCUGGAUUAAAUUAUACAUGUGACAACCGUACACUUGUUAUAACUAACGUGUAAUUGUGUAAGGGAUUCGUUGUUUACCAAUUUGUGUUAUAAAGGAAAGGUUUUUAACUAAUGAAUGCAUUGAUUACGAAAACAAACAGGAAAUGCUUCAGCUAGAUUGUGGCUAACCGCAGUUGAAAACCACAUGUCUGUUUCAAGCUGGGCAGGAUUAUACAUGCGAUAUAUUUUAGUGCUUGAUAACAAUAUUCUUUGGAUUUAUUAAAACGCUGCCAUUGAACUCGCCGAUAAUAUCGUAAUGGAAACAUCCGCCAUGUUCUCUUCGUCACGAAUCUCUUGAGGUCAGCGAAAAAGAUGUCUUUCAACAACUAUGGCGACGACCGCCCCCAUGUCUGGAGCAGUUCCAAUUACCAACAGGCACUGUUACUUCAGCAGCAACAGCAGCAGCAACAACAACAACAGCAACAAUUUCAACAACAGCAACUUCAACAACAACAUCAACCCAGGCCGAAGCACGGCCACCUUGUUCAGCAACAAAGUCCGCAUCAUCACCAUCAAUAUCUUCAGCAGCAACAGCACAUUCACAACCAGCCCUAUCAGCAACAACAUACGCAGCCGUCAGUACAUCAUCAUCAGCAGCAGCAACAGCGUCUUGCUGCGCCACAAACUGUGUAUCAGCAGCAUUCGCCUGCACCAAGGAGGCUGGCAGAGGAUGCAAACAAUGUGAAGCCCGUACAGGCACCCCGAUCACAGCAAACGGCAAAGACCCAGAUCUCACCUCCUCUAGAUCUUUCUGAGAGUCGUCGGCAAGUGGAAAGCCCAUUGGAUUUGUCUGUCAAAACGCAGAAACGCAGAGCGGACUCUACUGAAAGCCCCAUCUAUGUGGAAAGAGAUAUUCGCUAUCUUGAGGCCCCGUCCUCGGCCAAGCGAGUAUGUAUCGCAAAGCGCGAUUACGCGUUACCGCCUGGCCACCCAAAUGCUCCCGAAUUGGAAACAGAACAUUAUCACCAUGGUGGCAUGGUAAAACCACCAGGACAACAAAAGCACCAUUUGCAGAUUCCCGAAGGUCAACAUAUGCACCCGAUGUUGCAGCAAAAAUCUCCAAGUAUAAGUAAUACAAUAGUUUCACCCGAUAAAUCACCUGGUAUCGCUAUUGCACAAAAACCGUACCCGAAUGUAGAGCAACCGUAUCCCGGGGCGUCUGGUCCGAGGCAGAUGAAAAUGCCCGAGAGACGCGGAAUGGAAAUGCAACUUCAUGGCCAAACUAUUGCACGUGGCCCACAUUUACUGCCGCUUGUAGCGCAGCCUGAACGAACACGCCAACCUUCGCCGUAUGAUGCCAUCCAGAAGGAUCAGCAUCUAACUUUCCAGAGGUCCCCACAGGCAAAUAUUACAGAGUCUGUUGCUCUGAAAGAUUUCUUCGAGCCCACUCAGAAAGUAACGGUCACUGCAGUCCCAGGUCAACCGAUAGACCGACAGAGGAUCGGCUUUCAACAAACAUCACCGCCUGUUGUGGCGCACGAUGUGGGUUACAGGCAAACUCGCAUCAUGUCAUCCAUGGUACCAACAAAACACGACUUGAAAGAAAUGGAAGAGCACAGACAUCUGACUGGCAUUCAGCAGCCCGCUAUGUAUCCCGUAAUCUCAGGUGUUUCUCCAAUGAAUCCUAGUAACACAUUAUCUCCGCCGUACCAUGGCAUUCAUGGACCAGUUCAUGAAUACGAAACAAAGACAGGUGCAGUACCACAAAAUGCAAGAAGAACGCAGGAGAGAAGAACUUAUAAAUGCAGAGAAGGCACAACUAUUAACAGGUAUGGAAAUGCAACGUCCCAUGGUUCAAAUGCUGGAUAUUCGGCCUUCACCCGAAGCGUUGAGACAUGAUAAACACAUGCGAGAAAAGACUGAUGUACUCCGUCAGCAACAUGUUCGACAACAACACCCCGUUAGACUUCAGGCCCCGCUUGUUAGUUCACAACACGGGCUAAGGCAGAUGAAGCCCGAUGUUUCUUCUGCAAGAUGUCUUAGGGUCGGUAAUCCGCAACCGCUGUCGGAAAUGCAUAACGCACCGCAUGUACAGACAAUGGAGAGGAUGCAAGGAGUACCGAUUCCUGCUGAAGCGUUCACCAGUAGAAUGUCUAUUGGACAUGAUGCACAAACCGUUCUUGCUGGCGCCGGGGGAAAACACAUUGGCCAAGGAAGACCUGUUCCCUCGUCGUCAAGUGUCAGGGUAGAGGAUAAUCAACAUUACCGAAUGGCCCAGGCGUACGAUAAAAGGCAUGAAAGCUUACAUGAGAAACACUCUUUACCACUAAGGUCAGAUCAGCCUAUCCAUCCAAGUGUAAUUCAACGACCGCAAGGUUACAUUCCGCCACGAAUCGUCCGCAGAAGUAUUUCCAAUGACAACAACAACAACACGGAACAAAGUCGAAUGAAUGAACCCGCAACAACAAUGCGCCAUGUGUUAUUUCAUGACGGUAUCACAGAGCGACAUCUGAAUCAAGAGCAUAAUAUUCAAAAUGAUAUCGCGUCGCACAUUACAUCUAGACAACCGCAAGUGAGUCACAGAGACAUGCUUUCGGGUAGAGACGUUUUAAAAAUUCAGCAACGGGCGGCCGAACAGCGAAAUAACGAGACAAGUGUUCAUAAACAGCAGUUCGCAAAGCAAAAUACAAAUGGUUAUUUUGAUAAUCGGCAGAACACUGAACGUCGGAGGUCAAUUCCUGACAGGGUUUACGAGGUGACGCAGAUGGAACAGAAUAUUAUGUCGAAUUCUAGUCAUUCCACGAAGCGUUCAACACUUCUGACAAAGCCUGCUCAAGUUGCUGGAAGGUCAAUUACCAAGGGAACAAGCGGUAUCCAAAAAGAUAUCACUGACCCUGACAGUUUCAGUCAAUUUUUGAUGAGGGAAUUAAAGAAACCCGAUGACGAUCAAACUGUGAAUCCUUUUGCGAAUCGCUCUCUACUUCAGGAAUUUGAUCGUUCCGCAAAUUCCUCACCAACUCCUGUUACUGAAAUAAAGUCAGAUACAGAAUCUCUUGUAAUCCUUCCGUCUUCGUCGCAAUGCGACACGAAAGUCACAGAAACCUCGUAUACUUUGCCAUUGCAAAUAGCAAUUCCCGGUCAUAAAGGAAUCACAACAGCUGCCACUGCAGUUACAGAAACAAUCAGCAAAGCCAGCAGUAAGCAAGAAACUGCUCCUUCCAAAAGGUUUAUGUCUAGAAAGCAAAUGAUACUAAGUGCAUUUCGACAGGAAGAAGAUCAAAAACAUACGGUAGAGAGCGAGAAAGUGGAACACAAUAAAAACUCGAGGGAUGUAUUUGUUAAACCAGAAAAAGAAUCUAGUCAUCAUAUAUGUCCGCCAUCUCCCAAAAUGCCUAUAUUGAGUCCUCAGGAAAAAAUCAGGAAUUCUACUGGUGGAAGUCACGCUAGUGCGGCUGUGGUCGAGCCUCCUAAUCUUGAGAAUUUGUCAAAUCCAGAGAAUGAUAGAGGCAAGAUAAAGAAGAGUCUUGAGGAACAUUUGCAUCAAAUGAUCUCAAAUGCUUUGAAUAAUGAACCUUGUGAGAAUGAGUCAAAGAAAGCAAGUGUUGAUGCAAUGUUUCGAGACUUGAUGUCGCAAUCACAAAGUCAUAAAUUGUUUUUAUCACGACAAAAUUCCCAAACAAGAAAUAUACCGGUUGCAAAUGUUGCGCCUAUAGUACAUGGCAAGUUUUUAUCGGAUUCCUCUACGGAUACCUUGAAACCUAAGACUGAAACGAAACAAGAAUCGGAUUUUGAUGAAGAUGAUGAAAAAAUGGCUGAGGCUGUGACGUUGUCUCUAUUUGGAAAUGUUAUCAAGAAAAUAGAAAAGGAUGAAAAUAAUACCCAAACAGUAAGUGAAACUGUGCAAGUUAAAAGACAGGGUAGUAAAGAAAAGACUGACAUCAAGGAAGAACUAUCUUUUGAAUCUGGUGAACAUUUGGAAACGGAAAAUACUAAAGGAAUCCGGAGCUUAAUGGAUGAUCGUCUCAAAAGGCAAUCUAGCACUACCCUGAAAUAUGAAAUGGAUACCGAUGCAAGUGAAAACAACUUCGCGUCCGUUCUCGAAAACGACAAUAAAAUGAAAGGUCGUAAUGUGUUCGGUGCAUUUAGUGACAUGUUUUCUGAAAAACGUUUCUAUGAUUUCAAUGAACACUUGGUUGUACAAAGAGGGAGUGGCGCUACCGCUGAUAAACGUCGUAACUACCUAGAUUCGGACAUAGACACAGAGGAAAUGGUCAGAAAGGAUCUUACGAUCGGUUAUGAUGGCGAUGAUGAAACGGGCAGAGACUUCAUGCCGAGAUUCAUCGGUAAACAGUCAAACGCAAAAGCACAGGCGGACCGUCUAAUAAAGAGGGCACGUCGACGUCAUGCCAGCAAUGGCGGAGACGGUUCCAUGAGGUCUAGGCCAGGGAUUCACAGAGCAGGCUUUAAAGACUUUACUCCGCAGGUUCUUCCUAGAAGAACUCGAUCUAGAUCGUUGCAAUCUCAAACCAGACUUGGAAGCCGUUAUGAAGGUCAAGGACGACGCCGGCACUCAUCUGCCUACUCAAACGCGUGUUCCUUCAAACGUUCUUCUACAAAACUCAGACGCCGCAGAACGAGUUCCCUGGACAGGGAAAUAAAAUCGAAAUCGAAAUCCAGAACCGAACAUGGGUUUUAUUCUGAUAACGAGUGUGAUCUUGAUGAGAUUAGAAAUGCCUCAACUGCAGCGACUGGCCCCGUCAUCAAUAACGAUGAGAGUACAGAUGAUGAAUAUUUCAACACGGAAUUUAAUAAUUUUCUACCGACCAAAAUAUCUGAUAAGAGCAGCGGAAGUUUACAUAUUGCAAAAAAACGAAAGAACUUUUUUAAGCAAAAGUACAUUUUUCAACGGAAACGAAAACAAGGUCGAGGCAAACAUCCACUACGUGAACAAACUAACACUCAAGACGUUUCCGGGGACCAUCUGAAAGGGGUUUAUAGCUUCCAAGAAGAGAACACUGAACUCGGCCCUUUACUUUCAUCAUCUAUGGAAUAUGACAUCCCAGUACCAGCGGACCUAAAACGAGUAAUAGUAAACAAGGAGAGCGGUGAAACGGCCCUACACAAGGCUGCUCGCCUGGGCUUCGAGGAGGUGGUACUGUACCUAUUGGCAACACAGUCCGUUGACGUCAAUGCACGUGACAACGCCGGGUUCACUCCACUGCACGAGUGCGUUUGGCGAGGACACGUCAGAAUCGGGAAGCUGUUGCUAACGUACGGAGCAAAUGUUAAUGUGUGCUCAACAGACGGAAUAAGGCCUAUCCACGAUGCCGUAGAAACAGACCACAUUGAAAUGUUGCGAAUGUUGAUCUCCUUUGGUGCCGAUCCUAGUCUGUCGACGUACGCAGGUCGCUCGCUUUUAAAAAUCGCGAAAAGCGACAGAAUGCGCAAUUAUAUACAAGACUACUUCAGUGAUCUAAAUGGCUAUGAAAACCAAUGCCAUCCUUGGCAAUUUAGGGCAUCUAAUACGUAUUUAGAGCCCGAGACGUUUAGCGGCUGUCCACUGUUCGAGAACGUUCCCUCAGACCCGGAGGACGAGUCCAAUGAUAUGCUGACAAUGACGUCAAAGACGCUGUUUCCGGUUCGACGGCUUAGCCUUACAACGAACAAGAGGGUCGAGGAUUAUAUGAUGCUGACCGAGGUGUAUGACUUCUACAAUUUGAACGAACCGGAGCGCCGCUGCAUGGAAGACUCAUAUAAACACCAGAUCAAGAAAGUACCAAAAGCUUCUCUAAUGGAUGCGCACGCAGACAGCGUGUUUUUGGAGCUAUUUUUGGAUCACUAUGGUGACGAGCCGCUACCGGCAAUACGGAUGGUGGACGCCGGGCCGAUCAUUAGUAAGAUCGAAAAGCUAGCAGCGUCCAUAAAAGUACAUACGUGAGGUUACAAUAUACUGUUCGUCUUUAAGUGAUCUCUUUAAUGACUAUUUAACUCGUUGCUUAGCAAUGGUUGUUGUUAUAUUCUUUCAGUGAAUUGCACUAAUAUGUGUUUAUUUUUCUUUUUUGAAAUUGUGUAUGUUGUUUAAAAGAAAACUGUUAAUUGGGACAGUGCAAACAGGCUGAUAGGUGAUAUGUCUGUCAAUAGUGUUUAAGAUGUAUGUAAAUAUUUAUAAAAUGCGACACAAGUGUGCUUUUCGAGUAAUAACAUUCGACAUGUUUUGAUAGUGGAUUUGUUUUGCUUUGUCUUUGCGGGACAUAGACAAGUGUAAUGUUAAAAAAUGUUUUACGUUGUUAGUUGUUAUUGUUGAAUCAUCAUAUUUACGCUGUGUAGCGAUUUGGUUAAAUAUUCAUGAUGCUUCAUGUAUCAAUUAUGGACUGUAUAUAAAAAAAACGAUACGCUAAAAUAGCUCCGCAAUUAUAGCUCGAACUGAUGCAAAUCAGUAUAUUGUAAAAUUAUCGUGGGUUUACAGAUCUACGAAUUGAACACCGACACAUGGGAAAAUGACAAAUGAAAAUGCUUUAUUUCUUUUUUAAGUCAAACAUCCACAAAUGUACUUAUUCACGAAAAAAUAUAUUGUUUAUCCCAUCAUCAGACGUGCAUUGUCGAAAUAAACCACUGUGAAAUAAAUUUACCUUUAUUUCAGCAGUGCUGAAAUAUAGCUGUCACGCGCGGCGAAGAAUGUUCAUAUUACUCGGAAUCAACUAUAAAGUAAUCAUUUUUAGUAAAAUCGAAUCAGAUUCAACAAAACAAACAAUUUGAUACCAAGAUGUAAUAUAGUUUUUACACAUAAUGCAACUCAAAAAGCAAAUAAACAUUAUUUACAAAUAUUAAGUGCGCGUACUCGUGACGUCAUUAUAAAUACGUCAUACGACACAAUGCAUGUUGUUUCACGCUAAAGAUGCAGUUGUUUAGUGUCUUUUUUUUCAUAAGUUCUUAAUAAUCGGGGACGUAGAGGUAUGAUAAACGAAAAACAGGUUGGUUACUGAUCUUUUUGUAAUGUAUUAGGCUCGACACGAUUAAAAUAAUGAAACAAUGUUUGCUUAAAAUAUCUUUGGGAUUUUCCGUCUAGUUCGAUUUUCCUAUUCUAUGUUUAAAGAAACAAUUUACGACUAAGAAAAUUGAUGGGAUAAAUCGAAUACUAGGUCGGUGCCGAAUAAAGCAAAGUUUAUCUUGCUCGGCACGAAAAUCUGAACCACUCGCCAAGGCUCGUGGUUCAGAUUUUCUAAGCCUCGCAAAAUAAACUUUGCUUUAUUCGGCACCGACCUAGUAUUCUCUAUUUACCCAGCGAAAUGUAAUGCCGGAAAAUGUUAAGAUGAAUUUACAAUAUAUAUAUAUAUAUA
Dreissena polymorpha is the source of this 7389-nucleotide messenger RNA. RefSeq lists its product as uncharacterized. The transcript is spliced from 14 exons. The record is from RefSeq and is a predicted model, not a curated record. The coding region runs from base 1764 to 5990 and encodes 1408 amino acids. Gene Ontology annotation, biological process: negative regulation of transcription by RNA polymerase II. Gene Ontology annotation, cellular component: nucleus. Lineage: Eukaryota; Metazoa; Mollusca; Bivalvia; Myida; Dreissenidae. Gene Ontology annotation, molecular function: protein binding; transcription corepressor activity.